This is a messenger RNA of Pediculus humanus corporis (human body louse), 3855 nucleotides long. Its product is annotated as calmodulin-binding transcription activator, putative. NCBI's taxonomy places the organism in Eukaryota, Metazoa, Arthropoda, Insecta, Psocodea, Pediculidae. Gene Ontology annotation, molecular function: transcription coregulator activity; protein binding; double-stranded DNA binding. The record is from RefSeq and is a predicted model, not a curated record. Gene Ontology annotation, biological process: regulation of transcription by RNA polymerase II. Gene Ontology annotation, cellular component: nucleus. The coding region runs from base 1 to 3855 and encodes 1284 amino acids. The transcript has 22 exons.
AUGAGUGAAAUAUUUUUUUGUUUUUUUUUUUUUUUAGAUGGAGAAUCCAUUAAGUUGCCGGAUAAUUUGGAAAGCGUACCUAAGGCUGAACAAUUUCCAUCCCAAAGACAUCGAUGGAACACAAAUGAGGAAAUAGCCGCCAUUCUCAUUAGUUUCGAUAAACACAAUGACUGGCAAUCAAAAGAAGUUAAAAUUCGGCCUAAGAGUGGUUCUAUGUUGUUGUACAGUAGAAAAAAAGUUAGAUAUAGACGAGAUGGUUAUUGUUGGAAAAAACGAAAAGAUGGGAAAACAACUAGGGAAGAUCACAUGAAAUUAAAAGUUCAAGGAACGGAAUGCAUUUAUGGCUGCUACGUUCAUUCCGCCAUUUUACCCACCUUUCAUCGCAGAUGUUAUUGGCUCCUUCAGAAUCCAGAUAUAGUUUUAGUUCAUUAUUUAAAUGUUCCUUAUCCCGAUGACAAUAAAUUAGCAGUUAUAGCUCCUUCUCUCGCUGUCUGGGGAGACAAGAAAGAAUGGACAAAAGAGGAAUUGGUGUGUCAACUAAAACCUAUGUUUUAUUCUGAAGAAGAGCGGGAUCUCAAUAAUGAAUUGGAAAUUUCGACGGCUGAAACGGUUGAAGUAAUUGUUAAUCAGUUAAUGGAAAAACAACGAGCUGCACGAGCAGCCACCAUUUCUAAACAAUUGGAAUGUGGUUGUCCAGAUUCUACUUGUGCUGAUAGCAAAAGUUGUUCUCAUCCAAUGAGGAAAAUAACUGCGGCGCAUAUUAAACCCGAAAACAAUUUUAAAAGUGGUCAAUGUAGUGGAAGUAAUCAGGCGUUACCAACUAAUGGUACGAAGGGAUCACUUUCUAUUGGCACGUCAUGCGCUCCCGUUAAUCAUAGAGGAAUUAAAACUGAUAAAAUCCAUUGUGAAACUCAAGGUCAUUCCUCGGUGUUUCUUUCACUUUCACAAAUCAAUUCGCCUGGAGGUUUGUCUUUAUCCCAAAUUCAAGGCGGCACAAAUUUAUUAAUUUUAAACAACUCGUCCUCAGCAGCCGUGAAUUCCAAUCACCCGCCCGCAUCUGUUGGAAACGGUUCAAAUUUUAAAUACAACAAAACAUCAGCAGUUUUAACUUCUAAUCAACAACCGCCCCUUAAACAAUAUCAUCACCCUCGAAAUAAAGUCAUUCUCAAGCAUGAAUCCGCAAAUUCUAACCAGUUAUCCUGCUGCCGUUUGAUCAAUAACCAAGUCACUCGAAAAUUAGACGAUUCUGAUAAGGAUCAUUGCAAUGUGUCGCAUUUUGAAAAUAAUGUAUUUUCAAAUCAAAAAAUUGACGAUGAAAAAAAUCUCGUCAGUCAUUCUGUAGCUUGUUCGAAAUUCAUGAAUUCAACCGAAAAUCCCGGUGAUACAAUACUCAUAGUAAAUUCUUCUAGAAAAAAUCGGAAUAGUUCUUUGUCUUCCUCAGUGUCCGGCUCCAAUAUAUAUAAUGAAACAUUAGAUCUUUCACAAGAAGAUAUUCAAAAAACUCUUUUGGCAAAUAUGCCUUUGUCAGAUAUGUCGUCCAACAGGCAAGCAUCACAAAGUAAAUCUCCGUCUCCUUCCAAUCAAGUAAUAUUACCAGAUGUCGUCGUUCCUGAAAUUAACCCAAUGGAACUUAUUGAUUCGCCUCCGGCCAUUGUUGAUGAUGAUGUUUUUGUCAAUCUGGAUGCUUUUGAUAUUUUAAAUGAUUUUCCCGAAUUAGAGGUUUUAAAUCAAUCAAGCAAUUCGGAAGAAGAUUCGAGGAAUUUGAAAAAUGAAUUUUCGUCUUUUGCUUAUUGUAACGAAUUUCGGGAUAGCUCUGCGUCUAUAACUGAUUAUUCUCCCGAAUGGGCUUAUCCCGAAGGGGGAGUAAAAGUUUUGGUGACAGGACCGUGGUACUCCUCUACUUCCCAAUACACUGUUUUGUUUGAUUCUUUUCCUGUACCUACGACUCUCGUCCAAUCAGGAGUAUUAAGAUGUUAUUGUCCAGCUCACGAAGUAGGCCUUGCAAUGGUUCAAGUUGCUUGUGAAGGUUUUGUAAUAUCAAACAGUGUAAUGUUCGAAUAUAAAAAACCUCCCAGUGAUGAUUCCGUCAAGCUUCUGGAACCGAAAGUGGAAGAAAAUGAAAAUUUACUUAAAUUUACAUUACUUCAAAAGCUAGAAGCCAUUGAUAAUAGACUUCAUAUUAAGCAAGAGCCAUCCGAUUCCGUUGGUCUUUAUCAUCAAGGAAUUGAUUUUGAAGAGAGAAUGGUUAACUAUUGUCAAAAUAUGAUAUGCAGGCAAUGGCGAUCCGAAAGUGGUUCUUGGAACUGGAAAUUAGGACUUAAAGGAAUGACUUUGUUGCAUCUGGCGGCAUCGUUAGGUUAUUCAAGAUUAGUGUGCACAAUGUUGCACUGGCGAGCGGAAAACAGCUCUGUCGUGUUAGAAGCAGAAAUCGACGCUCUGAGUCAAGACAAUGAUGGAUUUACUCCCCUGAUGUGGGCGUGUAGUCGUGGUCACAAAGAAACUGCUCUAUUGCUUUACCGAUGGAAUCACACUGCUCUUCACAUACGUAAUUCCUUACAACAAACACCGUUAACCUUUGCCAGAUCCCAGGGGUAUUUAAGUUUAGUAAAAGAAAUAGAAAAACUAGAAGCGUCCAGAGAAGAAUCCAAAACCUCUCGUUUUUCGUCGUGCAAUAUUCAAAGCAAAGAAAGAUCAGAUCCAAAGUUUUCGGUUCUUCAUUCUUUAUCCGAUUCAUCAACGAUGUCAACAAAUUCAAACAAAACACACGAUGGAAUUUUUCUCAGACCAAAUUCUUUGGAAAAAAUGGAAAGUCGACUGAAAUGUACAAACGGUCUUGAAGUUAGUUCAAACGAACGUAGUAAAACUCCGAGUCCGACUUUAGAUUGGGAACAGUGUGAGCCAUUUGGAUUAAAUAAAAGACCAUCUGUUGAUUCAGGCGAGGUUUCUGCAGCCGGAUCAAGUUUGAAGAGUCCCGAUGACAAGAGAGAUGAUAAUAAUCUUUCCGGGGAGAAUUUAGACGUUAAUGGCGUUCACGUUGGGAAUCAAGAAGUAAAAGUGCUGACUUUGGCCGAGCAGAUAAUCGCUGCCAUUCCUGAUAGAAUUAAGAACGAAAGUGAAGAGAUGCAAUUAGACACUCGACCAUCUUCUCCAUCCAGCGAUGCACUUUGUGAUUCUUCUUUAAGAGAAACCCUUUCAGAAAAAGAUUGUUCUUCUUACCCUUCGAAUGUAUUCAAUUUUGAAUUUAGCGAUCAUAAUUAUAGGUAUUAUGACGUUGGAACACCCGGUUCUAGUUUGAGUCCAGGUUCGAGUAGUUUACAAUCUCCAUCCCCGGUGUUUCCAUUAGAACCACCAUCUCCGUCUCCGACGACGCAAGAUUUUUGUGAAUUUUUUCAAGCUUCCGGUUCAUUUUUUGAAAAAGAUUUUUCCAAUCUUACUCUUUCAGAUAAAGAGCAGAGAGAAUUAUAUAAAGCCGCAAAAAUAAUUCAAAAAGCAUAUAGAUCUUAUAAAGGGAGAAAAAAAUUAGAAGAGGAUAAAGAAAGAGCCGCAGCUAUUUUAAUUCAAAAUUAUUUUAGACGUUAUAAACAAUAUGCAUAUUAUAAGCAAAUGACUCGCGCUGCCAUGGUAAUACAAAAUGGAUACAGAUCAUAUUGCGAGCACAAAAGAUUUAAAAAAUCUCAGGAAGCAGCUGUUUGCAUACAAAAUUAUUAUAGGCAUUACAAAGAACAAGGGGAUACGAGAAGGAGUUCCAGGGAAACGACACCUUCUGCUGGUUUAAAGCGUACAUAUUCUCAAAGGAGGCAACACCAGGCUGCCUGUAAAAUCCAACAAUUUAUGAGGCAAUCAAAAAAUAAGUAA